Messenger RNA from Limulus polyphemus (Atlantic horseshoe crab), 2617 nucleotides. RefSeq names its product vacuolar protein sorting-associated protein 35-like (gene Vps35). Gene Ontology annotation, biological process: intracellular protein transport; retrograde transport, endosome to Golgi. The transcript has 16 exons. Bases 218 to 2617 code for a protein of 799 amino acids. Gene Ontology annotation, cellular component: retromer complex; retromer, cargo-selective complex; late endosome. The record is from RefSeq and is a predicted model, not a curated record. Lineage: Eukaryota; Metazoa; Arthropoda; Merostomata; Xiphosura; Limulidae.
UGUAGUUGUUUGGGGUGUGAAGUCACGAGAAUUAAUUGGGUCUGUUCUUGAAGUUGAUACUAGGUGUGUUGACGUUUUAAAAACUAGUUUAGCCAGUUUCGAUAAAGUUUAUUCUAUCACCAGAAACUUUAUCAGUUUCUUGAAUAGGCUUAUAUUACAGCCUAAAGAUCAUUAAUAUUAAUCAUCAUUAGAAAAUUUGGCAGAAAAAAUAUUUAAAAUGCCUCAGACACCACAACUCUCACCUCAAGAAGAACAGGACAAGUUGUUGGAUGAAGCAUUAGGUGUUGUGAAAGUCCAGGCUUUUCAAAUGAAAAGAUGUCUAGACAAAAGUAAACUAAUGGAGGCUCUGAAGCACGCUUCCAACAUGUUAGGGGAACUACGAACUUCCCUUCUUAGCCCUAAAAGUUACUAUGAACUUUACAUGGCAGUGACAGAUGAACUGAGGCACCUUGAGCUAUAUUUAUUAGAUGAGUUUCAAAAGGGGCACAAAGUAGCUGAUUUGUAUGAGUUGGUGCAGUAUGCGGGCAACAUCAUUCCACGGCUGUACUUGUUAACUACAGUAGGUUUGGUAUACAUGAGGACCAAUGAACAUUCUAAAAGAGAUAUUUUGAAGGACAUUGUUGAAAUGUGUCGAGGUGUUCAACACCCACUUCGAGGGCUAUUUCUACGUAACUACUUACUUCAGUGUACGCGCAACAUCCUUCCAGAUGCUGAUGAAGAGAAUGCAGAACAUGCUGAGACUGUUGGAACAGUGAAAGAUUCUGUUGAUUUCAUCCUCAUAAACUUUGCUGAGAUGAACAAAUUGUGGGUGCGCAUGCAACACCAGGGGCACUCCAAAGAAAAGGAGAGGAGAGAGCAGGAGAGACAAGAACUGCGCUUGCUUGUUGGGACAAAUUUGGUUAGACUGUCUCAGUUGGAGAGCAUUGAUGUGGAAAAAUACAAAAAGAUAGUUCUUCCAGGGAUCCUAGAGCAAGUUGUGAGCUGUAGAGAUGCUAUAGCACAAGAGUAUUUAAUGGAGUGUAUCAUUCAAGUUUUCCCUGAUGAGUUCCAUCUCCAGACUCUGAACAGCUUUUUGAAGGCUUGUGCUGAGCUCCAUCAGAAUGUCAAUGUCAAAAACAUUAUUAUAGCACUUAUUGACCGACUUGCUGUAUUUGCUACAAAAGAAGAUGGAACAGGGAUACCUCAGGAUAUCAAACUGUUUGACAUUUUCUCUGAACAAGUUGCCCAAAUUAUACAAUCUCGCCAAGAUAUGCCAGCAGAAGAUACUGUCUCACUCCAAGUGUCUCUAAUUAACCUUGCCCUCAAAUGUUAUCCAGAACGAUUUGAUUAUGUUGACAAAGUCCUUCAGACAUCAGUAGAUAUAUUUCAGAAUCUAGGUAUAAAAAGGGUUGAAUAUAACACUCCAGUUGCUAAAGAACUGCUUAGACUGCUGAAAAUCCCAGUCCAGAUUUACAAUAAUCUUCUGACAGUCCUUAAGUUGGAACACUUUGGAUCCAUGCUUGAUUUUUGUGACUACCACAGCCGCAAGACUAUGUCCAUAUUUGUGCUUAAUAAUGCUCUAGAAAAUGACACUUUAAUUCCCACAUCAGAAGAGGUGGAUCAGAUUCUGACUUUGGUUGCUCCUCUGAUACAAGAUCAACCUGACCAACCCACUGAAAAGGAUGAUCCUGAAGACUUUGCUGAAGAGCAAGGCCUUGUUGGAAGAUUUGUAACUCUAAUGUCAGCUGAUACUCCAGAUCAACAGUACUUAAUUCUCAAUACAGCUAGAAAACACUUUGGAAAUGGUGGAAACCAACGGAUCAAAUACACCUUGCCUCCAUUAGUGUUUCAAGCUUACAAGUUGGCUUUCCAGUAUAAGAGCCUUAGUGAGGAGGAUGAAAAGUGGGAUAGAAAAUGUCAGAAAAUAUUCCAGUUUUGUCACCAGACAAUCAGUGCUCUCAUUAAAGCUGAAAUGGCUGAACUUUCACUACGAUUAUUUCUGCAAGGAGGUUUAGCUGCUGGACAGAUACAGUUUGAAAACCACGAAACUGUUGCCUAUGAGUUUGUUUCCCAGGCUUUUUCAUUGUACGAGGAGGAGGUUUCAGACAGCAAGGCUCAACUUGCAGCAAUUACAUUGAUAACAGCUACAGUAGAACAGAUGACUUGUUUUGGUGAGGAAAAUCAUGAACCACUUAGGACACAAUGUGCUCUAGCAGCUUCAAAACUGCUAAAAAAGCCUGACCAAUGUCGAGGUGUUGCUAUUUGUUCCCACCUUUUCUGGUCUGGCAAAACUCGAGCAACCAGUGAAGAAGAGAUGCAUGAUGGAAAGAGGGUAGCAGAAUGUUUGAAGAAAGGAUUACGUAUAGCAAAUCAAUGUAUGAACUCUUCUGUUCAAGUGCAGCUAUUUGUGGAAUUAUUAAACCACUACAUUUAUUUUUAUGAAAAAGGAAAUGAUCAGAUCACAGUUCAGGUGCUAAACCAACUGAUCAGCAAAAUAAAGCAAGAACUUCCGGGAUUAGAAGCUAAUGAAGAAACAGACCAAAUCAACAAACAUUUCCUGAACACUAUAGAACACCUUAAGAAUAGAAUGGAUGCCCCUGAGGGAGAUGGUGUUUCUUAUGGAGGAUUAGUUCUUUGA